AUGAAGAAAGUCACACUGAGUCAAUCGAAAUGGGCACCGUCAUCAGCGAGGAAUGUGUCUGAGCAUCCUCAUCAUCCAGUUAAUGGGACAUACUCAGAGGCAGGAACAAGGAUAGCUUCGUUGGAAAAGCGGCACAAUGCACGGCUGCAAUCGUAUCAGAAGUUUCUGAAGUCUUUUCGACGACUAAAAUGGAAGUCUACCACACUACUAUUUUGCCAUCAUCGAGCACUAUUGCAGGAGACCAACAAUGUCAUCAACAACACCAAUUUCCCGAUAUCCUCCGACACGGGCAAGGCUAAUGCUGCAGAGAUCAUGUUUAAGGUCGAUUUCUUCGAAUGGUAUGCAUUGCUUGAGCGCGUCCUGGUCAGUCUUUUGGGAUGCUAUGGUAUGGUAAUCAACGCCGACCAUACUACAGAAACUGUGCCUCUACCACCCACCGAAAAUGCAACAAAUCCGAACGAGCAGUCGACUAUACACAAAACCGAGGACAGUAUUAUUGGUGAUUCUGUCGCUUUCCAUGGCUACGCUCACCGCUUUCAUGCCAACGUCCUGGCUGCGUUCGAUCAACCUUCAAAUCCAUUGCGUCACGUACUAGGCGAAGGCAUGGUCCGACAAUAUCUUGGCAUUGCGAAAGAGUUUCGGAAUAGGUGGAAGGAGAUCGAGUUGGAACAUGUUGAUCAUGAAAGUCAACUUGCCAGCAUGCACAAGAGUUACCGUCAAAUUCUUACAGAUUUGAAGCUUGAAGACUUACUGGCCAUGAUCUUGAGCGCGUUGGGGCAGUCAGAGGCACAGACGGCCAUACACCUUGCUGCAGCUCAUGGAUCGAGAGAGGUCAACAUGAUCAACGCUGAUGAUGACGACGGCGCCUAUAACGUGGACGAGGUGGGUGACUUGAUGGACUGGGAUUGA
Molecule: messenger RNA, 909 nt
Organism: Lithohypha guttulata
Lineage: Eukaryota; Fungi; Ascomycota; Eurotiomycetes; Chaetothyriales; Trichomeriaceae
Exons: 1
Coding region: 1-909 (302 amino acids)
Source: RefSeq, a predicted model, not a curated record